AGAGGAGCUACACCUAGGUACAGUACCUUGAGGUUGACCAAAAGAACCUGAACAAUGAAGACCUUCAUCUUCACCUUCUUUCUGCUGGCUAGUCACAGCUUUUGGGAAACAAAAGCUCAAGGAUCAGACUCAGCAUCAGGAUCACAAGGAAAUAUAGUAGGACUUAAUUGUCUUGGGAAGAUUGUUGAGGCGGCUCCAAACUUCGCUACAGAUCUUAUAGAUUUUAUAUGCGCAGUAUAUAACAGUGACUCGUCAUCAGAGGACAAGGCUGCAAAAAUCGUAACAUUUGUAAAAGAGUAUGGAAAUGUGGUGGAUGGCUGUGAUCUCCGCAAAAUCCUCGGGCUUGGUGAAGUAAAUUUGGUGGAUGUCACUGCUGACUCUGCACAACCUAUUGUAGAAACUGUUAUCACAUCUUUGGAUAGUUUGGGAUUAAAAGAUGUACUCUCGUUAUUAUGCGAUUCGGCUACCUGUAUAACAAAGAUUGUUGCGUCACUAACAAACCUCCUAAAUAAACGGAAUCCCACACAAGUCUGCAAGAAUCUGAAUAAGACCAUUAAGGAUUUGAUUACCCAAAAUUGUCCUCUGCCUAAAAAAGCUAUGCCUGGCGCUGCGAAACUAGCGACGGAUCUCGUAAUAAAACAAAUUCUGGAACAAGUUGGACCUAUAUUGGAAACAGUUUGUGGAGUGGUAGAUGGGCUUUUAAACAAGGUUGUUGGUGGUUUGGUGGGCCUCUCUGUGUGAACAUGGAAAGAAGAUCCUUCACAUGGAUGCAAUCAAAUACUGAAAUUCCAAUCAAUACUCUCUUUUCAUUUACCUUUUUUUCCUAAAUCAAGUCUCUCUAAAUUAAUACUAGAAAGUCGUCUUUACUGCUUUUCAAAUAAUUGAUUAAUAAAUUCAUUGCAUAUCAA
This is a messenger RNA of Rana temporaria (common frog), 908 nucleotides long. RefSeq lists its product as uncharacterized. The transcript is spliced from 15 exons. Bases 55 to 741 code for a protein of 228 amino acids. The record is from RefSeq and is a predicted model, not a curated record. NCBI's taxonomy places the organism in Eukaryota, Metazoa, Chordata, Amphibia, Anura, Ranidae.